Messenger RNA from Penicillium canescens, 315 nucleotides. RefSeq lists its product as uncharacterized. Gene Ontology annotation, molecular function: oxidoreductase activity. Bases 1 to 315 code for a protein of 104 amino acids. The transcript has a single exon. Lineage: Eukaryota; Fungi; Ascomycota; Eurotiomycetes; Eurotiales; Aspergillaceae. The record is from RefSeq and is a predicted model, not a curated record.
AUGCCUUACACCGCCAUCGUCAUGUACCCCAAUGAGUCGGAUAUCCAGUUCGACGAGUCUUACUACAUGAAGACCCACAUGCCCCUCGUUGAGGCUACCUGGAAGAAAUACGGCCUCAACAGCUGGCAGGUCACCAAGUUCCCCAAAGCGCUUGAUGGCUCGCGCUCUGAGUAUUUGAUUAUGGCCACUCUUCAGUGGGAGAGCGAAGAGGCCCUGCAGACUGCUCUGAAGGACUCGGGCAGUGCCCAGGUCUUCGGUGAUAUCCCUAACUUCACCAACAAGAAGCCUGUCACUUUGGCUGGAUCGAACCUUUAA